Osmia lignaria (orchard mason bee) is the source of this 948-nucleotide messenger RNA. It is a transcript of the gene Prosbeta5, whose product is annotated as Proteasome beta5 subunit. Gene Ontology annotation, molecular function: threonine-type endopeptidase activity. Gene Ontology annotation, cellular component: cytoplasm; proteasome core complex. The record is from RefSeq and is a predicted model, not a curated record. NCBI's taxonomy places the organism in Eukaryota, Metazoa, Arthropoda, Insecta, Hymenoptera, Megachilidae.
GACAAGCAUUCGAUACUCGAAUUAUUACAAAAAUGGCGCUCGCUGAAGUUUGCGGUCUAAAUUCGUUUGUUGAUUUUAAUAAUUCACGGGAAAAGAAUUAUUUUUCCCAAGAUAUCGAAACGUACAGCAAAAAUUUCAUUAACAAUGCACUGUUAGCUGCACCACCUUAUCUAGAUCCAGCAGAAAAGUUGGGCCAGUUUGCAGAAGGAUCUGAUGAGACAGGAAGACAUCUGAAAAUUAAAUUUGAUCAUGGAACUACUACAUUGGGUUUUCAGUACCAAGGUGGUAUUAUUCUUGCUGUUGACUCACGUGCAACAGGAGGUCAAUUUAUUGGUUCAUCCACCAUGAAGAAAAUAGUAGAAAUCAAUGAUUAUCUCCUUGGAACUUUAGCUGGUGGUGCAGCUGAUUGUGUCUAUUGGGACCGUGUUCUAGCUAAACAAUGUCGUACAUAUGAAUUAAGAAAUAGAGAGCGCAUUUCUAUUGCAGCAGCUAGUAAACUGCUGUCAAACAUGGUGUACAAUUACAAAGGAAUGGGAUUGAGUAUGGGUAUGAUGCUUGCUGGAUGGGACAAAAGAGGACCUGGUUUGUAUUAUGUUGAUUCAGAAGGUGCUCGUACCCCAGGAAAAGUUUUCAGUGUAGGAUCAGGAUCAAUUUAUGCAUUCGGUGCAUUAGAUUCUGGCUAUAGUUGGAACUUGUCUGAUGAAGAAGCAUAUGAACUUGGCAGAAGGUCUAUUUAUCAUGCCACGCAUAGAGAUGCUUACUCUGGUGGUAUUGUGAGAGUUUAUCACAUGAAAUCAACCGGUUGGGUGCACAUUUCUGAUGAGGAUUGUAAAGAUCUUCACUACAUGUACCAAGAACAAAAGGCAAAAGGAGCUAACUAAUAGCAUUUAUGAUUUAUUGUAUUCUAUUAAAUGUUUUCUUUAAUAAAAUUGAUUUCUAAUGACAAAA